AGAGCUGGGACGCAGGAGGUCACAGGGUGUGUGAAUGUGUGUGUGUCUGUGUGUGUAUGUGUUGGAGGGCAUGGGGUGGGGGUGUUGGAUUGUGGACUUCAGCUGCUCACUUUGCAGAAAAGUCAGACCCAAACGCUGCCCAGCUCGGGCUGCCCCGCUCUCCAAAGCCAGCUGGUCUGGCUUAGCUUUUAUUCACCUUUUUAUUUUUAUUUUUGCUUCGGCUCAUCUUGUUUGAUACAAGGGACUGAGUGAGCAAACCCACAGCUGGAGCUGCUGGGAAUCCUUCCAGGUGAAGACAGAAACAGAAAGCACUGGUGCUUACUUACUCACUGACAGCCCGGGAAGCGCGUGCUCUGCUCCGGGAGGAGACGACUCGCUGGAUGGACUGAAGUGAACCGCUGGACGGAGACACGCUGCAAGCAGGACGUGGCGUGACGAAUCAUGCGGGACUGAAGCGGGAGGUUCCAGCCAGCAGUUUGAGACUUAGAAGAAAAAACAUUUCAGGAGCUGGAAGUGGAUUGCAGGAGGGAUAAGAAGCAACGAUUGUGAAAGAAAAGAAGAAGCAUAAGUGGGAAAAUCGCAACAAUGGGGAGGAAAAAAAUUCAGAUUGCACGAAUAAUGGAUGAAAGGAACAGACAUGUGACAUUUACAAAGCGCAAGUUUGGCCUGAUGAAGAAAGCCUACGAGCUGAGCGUGCUGUGUGACUGUGAGAUCGCUCUCAUCAUCUUCAACAGCACCAACAAGCUGUUCCAGUACGCCAGCACCGACAUGGACAAGGUUCUGCUCAAAUACACCGAGUACAACGAGCCACAUGAGAGUAGGACCAACUCUGACAUUGUGGAUACUCUACGGAAGAAGGGUUUAAAUGGCUGUGAAAGCCCCGACAUCGAAGCUGAUGACUCUGCUGGCCAGAGCCCAGAGUUAGACGACAAGUACUGCAAACUCAACGAAGACAUCGAUCUGAUGAUCAACAGGCAGAGAAUCUGUGGUCUGCCUCCCUCUGGCUACGACAUGGGGGUGACCAUUCCAGGCAGCAAUCCCAGCGGGCUGCUGUACGCUCACCAAGCCAUAGGGGGCGCUGUGGGUAAUCACAACUUGCUGCCCAUCUCACACUCAUCCUUGCAGAGAAACACUAUGUCCCCCCAACGACCCUGUAGCGCUGGGAAUGCAGGGCUGAUGGCUUCUGACCUUCCUAACACCGUGGUCUCCGGCGUGGGAAAUGGCAGCUUCAGCUCCCACUGCAGUUCCCCCGGCCUCAUGUCCCCGGCCGGCGUCUCUAAGAACAUGCAGGAUAAGAGUCCUCCUCACAUGGGCAUGAGCCACAAGCCUGAACUCCGCACACUGAUGCCGCCCUCCAACAAGUGCUCCAUCAUGCCAACGAACCAGAGAAUAAAUCACUCACAGACAGCUCAGACUCUGUCCACUCCUGCAGUGUCUAUCGCUGCCUCUGGGAUUGGUGGGUAUCCCUCUGCCAUCUCCUCCUACAGCACAGACUUUUCCCUGGGCAGUGACCUGUCCUCCCUGUCUGGGUUCGGGGGCUCAGGUCUGGGAUCGGUGGCGAGCUGGCAGCAGCAGCAGCUGCAGAACCUCCAGCACUCGGCGCUCGGACACAUGGGAAACUUGUGCCAGAACUCCAGCCUGGACGUUGGCGUUCACCACAACCUCCACAUUAAGUGUGAGCCGGCCUCUCCUCCCAGAGACCGGAGCCUGGGUGUGGGCGGGGCUGGACUCAGAGGAGGCGUCAAUGAGGCCGGAUAUGCCCUCGGCGCCGGCCGGGGACCCCACGAAUCCGGCAGUUCCCCUGGUGACAGCGCCUCCAGCUGUGGCAGCUCGUACGAAGGCAGCGAGGAGCGCGAGGAUCACCACGGCAAUGAGAGCUUCCUGCUGCAGCCGCUGUCCAGUCAGGAGGAACGUCACAGCCCGUCAGUAAAACGGAUGAGGCUAUCAGAAGGCUGGGCCACAUAGUGGGAGGGAGCAGCUCCACAGGAACAGGGGGGAGUAAAGUUACCAUAUAGUGUUGUUAUUAUUAUUAUUAUUAUUAUUAUGAUUAUCACUAUCAUAUUCUCCUUGUACUGAAUGCAUGUGCUUUAUGUUUAAUGGUGGUCUGUAGUUGAGGCGGUUGGUCUUGCGAUGUGAGGUCAGGAUCAGCACACAUCACCUGAAAAACAAAACUCUCAAGUUUAUCUGUGUGUCACAACAUUCUGAACAUCAUAUGAAAUAUUUAUUUAUUCAAAAUCGGGUAAAAUGCAAAUAUGCAGCCUUUUGUGUACCAUAAUAAUAUCUUUCUUCUUGCCAAUGCUCCAUAAAGUUUCAGCUGAUAGUUGACAGAUCCUAUCUGUCAACUGAGGAUCUCUGCAGCUCCUCCAGAGUCACCAGGAGCCUCUACAUAAUGCUGCCUCUACCUGCCAGCUGCACAAACGUGUUCAGCUGCUCCAUCCUGUUCAGAUCCUGCACUGAACAGACAUGUCUCUUGGUAUUGUCUAACUAUGGCUGCAGCUAAAGAUUAUUCUAGUAAUCGAUUAAUCAGAUUUUAAAAAUUGUCGAUUUUUCAUUUUACCACUUUAGCUUAUUUUAUAUAAUGUUAGA
Molecule: messenger RNA, 2586 nt
Organism: Poecilia reticulata (guppy)
Lineage: Eukaryota; Metazoa; Chordata; Actinopteri; Cyprinodontiformes; Poeciliidae
Product: myocyte-specific enhancer factor 2C-like
Biological process (GO): positive regulation of transcription by RNA polymerase II; heart development; cell differentiation
Molecular function (GO): protein dimerization activity; histone deacetylase binding; RNA polymerase II cis-regulatory region sequence-specific DNA binding
Source: RefSeq, a predicted model, not a curated record